AUGAAGUUUACUUGUUCGGUUGCUGCUGUCAUUAUGGCGUGUUCCUUCACGGUUCCUGCCGAUGCCGCCACGGAUCCCACGUGGGCAUACCAUGCUAGAGGCAAGGGCAUGGUGACCACGUCCCAGUGGGACACCAUCUGGGAGACGUGCGGCGGUGACCGUCAGUCGCCCAUCGACAUUGACACGACUGGUGUGUUUAACAGACCCACAACGUUUCCGCUCCGGCUCCAUGGACAGUGUACCACGUACAAUCUGUCGGAGCCCCAUGAACCGCUCGAGGUGGACGCCACAGGAGGCGACUGCGGCGCCUCGCUACGUGGCGAGGUCUACGACCUGAAUCAAUUCCACCUGCACGCUCCUUCGGAGCAUACCAUCGACGGAAAGCAGCUGGACGGCGAAAUCCACUUUGUGCACAUGAACAGUGAUACUGAGGCGCUUUUGGUGGUCGGCGUCUUUUUGGAGAUCGGUCCGGUGUCCGACAAAUGGAUGGGACCCGUUCUUGACGCUCUGGAGCAGGUCAACUCUACUGCCGUAACCGAUGCCAUCGUCGUUAAUCUGGAAUCCUACGCGACGAUGAUACAGAAGGCGGUAGUAAAAGGUGCGAUCUACAACUACCCUGGCAGUCUGACAACCCCUGGCUGUGAAGAGAAUGCCGACUGGUGGGUAGUGGAGAAACCGAUCACGAUCACCUCGGCCGACUUUGAUCGUCUCCACAAGGACUUGGUUGAGUACCCUAUUACGGACAACGGCAAGAACGCUCGCCCGGUGCAGCCUCUGAAUGACCGUAUUGUCACGCGCUACAGAUUUGGAGAUCCGAAGAAACCCGUCUCGACUUUCGACCUUUCGUCGAUGUAA
Hyaloperonospora brassicae is the source of this 855-nucleotide messenger RNA. NCBI's taxonomy places the organism in Eukaryota, Oomycota, Peronosporomycetes, Peronosporales, Peronosporaceae. The record is from the annotation of a GenBank genome assembly.